CUCUGGCACUUGGCCGUCCCCGCUACGACGAUCGCCGCCCGAGCCUUCCCCAUCGCCAUCGGAUUCCUUUUCCUCUUCCACGAUCGGCUCGCCGCCACCCUCGGUUGGCGUGGCGGCAGCCGAGAGCUCUGGUCGCCUCAUCUCGCUUUGCCUCCUCUUUUCUUCUCUCGAGCAUCCGGGUCUCUGAUGCCGUUCGCUGGAAUUAUUUGCGAAGCUCCCUCCGUUGGAGCGACUACGCAUGAAGACAUCAGCGUCGGCAUCGAAGAAGAAUUGCCCGAGGAGCCUGACGUGUAGUGGGUGGCCGUUGGACCGGUGGAUCCUUCUCCUUCUCCCUACCUCAGCGGUAGCGCGUGAUGGCGGAGGCAAAGGAUCGAGUUCUGAUCACUGGUGCGACUGGGUACCUGGGGAGGAGGCUCGUCAAGGCCAGCCUGGCUCUCGGCCACCCCACCUUCCUCCUCUUCCGCCCCGACACCGCCUCAGAUCUCGCCAGGUGCCAGAUGCUCAUGGAGCUCAAGAUGGAGGGCGCGCAGCUUCUUCAGGGAUCGCUGGACGAUCGCGACAGCCUGAUCUCGGCGCUGAAGCAAGUGGACGUGGUGGUGUCGACGAUCGCGGGCGAUCAGAUUCUGCAACAGCUCAAACUCGUGGAAGCCAUCAAAGAAGCCGGCACCAUCAAGAGGUACCUCCCUUCCGAGUUUGGUAUGGAUGUUGACCGUAUGCAUCAUGCUAUGCCCCCUGGCGAUAAGGUCUUCAGCGAGAAGCGUAUCGUUCGACGAGCUAUCGAAGAGGCCAGCAUCCCCCACACUUACAUCUCCGCCAAUUGCUUCGCCGGCAUCUUCCUAGCUGGGCUGGCGCAACUGGCAAUCUUCAUGCCGCCAAGAGACCAUGUCAACGUUUAUGGCGGCGGGGAUAAAAGAUGCAUAUGGGUGGCGGAGGAGGACGUUGCAAUGUAUGCCAUGCUAUCGGUCGAUGAUCCGAGGACCCUGAACAAGGUUCUCUACCUCCGCCCCCCGGAUAACAUCCUGAGCCAGAUGGAGGUCAUCGAGAUAUGGGAGAGGGUCAUCGGCCGAAAACUCAGCAAGACGUUUAUAUCAGAGGAUGAAUGGCUCUCCCAAAUGGACAAAAUGCCACCAUUUGAGCAAUCGGCGAUGGCACAUUUCUGUCAUAUCUUCUACCGUGGUGAGUUGGACUUCGAGGUGGAAGGGCCGCGUGGUGUGGAUGGUAGCGAGCUCUACCCUCACUACAAGUAUGUCACGGCCCAAGAAUACCUGAAGCGUUUCGUUUAGAACUGGCUCUGCCUCUGCCUCUGCCUCUGUGCACAACAAUAAGCUGGUUCGAACUGCCUAUGUAUCAUCAAGUUAAUCACUAGGGUUCUGCUAUGGAGAUCAUCUGUGUGUAAUCAAUAUUUGACAUCACUAGAUUCAUCACAGAGUUCACCAUGGACUUCCAUUCGAGAAUACUA
Messenger RNA from Musa acuminata AAA Group (dessert banana), 1459 nucleotides. Its product is annotated as bifunctional pinoresinol-lariciresinol reductase 2. The coding region runs from base 354 to 1283 and encodes 309 amino acids. NCBI's taxonomy places the organism in Eukaryota, Viridiplantae, Streptophyta, Magnoliopsida, Zingiberales, Musaceae. The record is from RefSeq and is a predicted model, not a curated record. Gene Ontology annotation, molecular function: oxidoreductase activity. The transcript is spliced from 5 exons.